Molecule: messenger RNA, 3740 nt
Organism: Octodon degus (degu)
Lineage: Eukaryota; Metazoa; Chordata; Mammalia; Rodentia; Octodontidae
Gene: Pald1
Product: phosphatase domain containing, paladin 1
Exons: 20
Coding region: 248-2821 (857 amino acids)
Source: RefSeq, a predicted model, not a curated record
GCCGGGCGCGCGGCUCUCUUCGCUCUCUUGCCUCGCGCGAUCCGCCCGGCCUGGCCGCCUCCGGAGCCGCGUUCGCCUGCGGAUGGGCUGGGGAAGUUGGCAGGAGUCACCCGGAGCCCGCGCCUGGCGCGCACCACCGCCACUCACCUCGGCGCCCGCAGCUGGGGCGCAGCGCGCCGGCCGCUGGAGUGCGGAUGUCCCCCGGAGCCGCGGGCUGGCAGAUCUCAGGUCGUGAGGCAGCUGGCUGAUGAUGGGUACGACAGCCAGCACAGCCCAGCAGACGGUCUCGGCGGGUGCCCCCCUUGGGGGUCUCCAGGGUAGUAGCACGAUGGACAGCCGGCAUUCAUUCAGCGUCCACGCCUUCCACUCCACCAGCCUGCACAACAGCAAGGCCAAGUCCAUCAUCCCCAACAAGGUGGCCCCUGUCGUGAUCACGUACAACUGCAAGGAGGAGUUCCAGAUCCAUGAUGAGCCACUCAAGGCCCAUUACACCCUGGGCCGGCUCUCGGAUGCCACCCCGGAGCACUACCUGGUGCAGGGCCGCUACUUCCUGGUGCGGGAUGUGACUGAGAAGAUGGAUGUGCUGGGAACCUCAGGGAACUGUGGGGUCCCCAACUUCCGGCAGGCACAGGGUGGGCUCGCUGUGUUCGGCAUGGGACAGCCCAGUCUCUUGGGGUUCAAGAGGGUCCUCCAGAAACUCCAGAAGGAUGGACAUAAGGAAUGCAUCGUCUUCUGUGUGCGGGAGGAGCCUGUGCUCUUCCUGCGUGCUGACGAGGACUUUGUGUCCUACACGCCUCGAGACAAGCACAAGCUUCACGAGAACCUGCAGGGCCUGAGUCCCCGGGUCCCAGUGGAGAGCACGGAGCUGGCCAUCCGGAAGGAGAUCCAAGACUUUGCCCAGCUGAGUGAGAAUACCUACUACGUGUACCAUGACACAGAAGACCUGCGGGGGGAGCCCCACGCUGUGGCCAUCAGGGGUGAGGACGACGUGCAUGUGACCGAGGAGGUGUACAAGCGGCCCCUCUUCCUCCAGCCCACCUACAGGUACCACCGCCUGCCCCUGCCAGAGCAAGGGGCACCCCUGGAAGCCCAGUUCGACGCCUUUGUCAGCAUUCUGCGGGAGACGCCUAGCCUGCUGCACCUCCGAGAAGCCCACGCACCUGCCCCUACCCUCCUCUUCAGCUGCCAUUCGGGUGUGAGCAGGACUAACCUGGGCAUGGUCCUGGGCGUCCUGGUGCUGUUUCACCUCAGUGGGACCAUGUCACAGACAGAGCCUGGCGCCCCACACAAAAAAGCCCUGCCCAUGGAGCAGUUCCAGGUGGUCCAGAGCUUUCUGCACACAGUGCCCCAGGGAAGGAGAAUGGUGGAGGAGGUGGACAGAGCCAUUGCUGCCUGUGCUGAGUUGCACGACCUGAGGAAGGUGGCCCUGGAGAACCAGAGGAAGCUGGAAGGCGCCUGCCUGGAGAGCGGAGUGCAGGAAAGCAGUGGACAGUGUAUUGCCCGGCAGAGGGCGCUGCGGAGCCUGGAGCGCUACUUCCACCUGGUCCUGUUCAGCUACUAUCUGCAUGAGCAGUACCCCCUGGCCUUUGCCCUCAAUUUCAGCCGCUGGCUGUGCACCCACCCUGAGCUGUACCGUCUCCCUGUGACGCUGAGCUCAGGGGGGCCCAUGACCCCCAAGGACCUCCUUGCCAGGGGCUCCCUGGAGGCAGACGACCUUGUCUCCCCGGAUGCACUCAGCACUGUCCGAGAGAUGGAUGUGGCCAAUUUCCGGCGUGUGCCCCGUAUGCCCAUCUAUGGCAUGGCCCAGCCUAGUGCCAAGGCGCUGGGCAGCAUCCUGACCUACCUGACGGAUGCCAAAAGGAAGCUGCAGCAGGUGGUCUGGGUUAACCUGCGGGAAGAUGCUGUGUUGGAAUGUGAUGGUCACACCCACAGCCUGUGGCCACCUGGGCCCCCCAUGACCCCCACACAGUUGGAGGCCACAGAGGCCCAGCUGAAGGCCCACCUGAGCAUGCUGUCCCCCGACAUGAAGGGCCCACCGCUCCCCAGGUUCCAGACGUACCUCACCAUGCAGGAAGUCUUCAGCCAGCACCGUGAGGUCUGCCCUGGCCUGACCUACCACCGUGUCCCCUUGCCGGACUUAUGUGCCCCCCGAGAGGAGGACUUUGACCGACUGCUGGAUGCCCUGCGGACGGCCCUUGCCAAGGACCCUGGCACUGGCUUUGUGUUCAGCUGCCUCAGUGGCCAGGGCCGGACCACGACUGCGAUGGUGGUGGCUGUGCUGGCCUUCUGGCGCAUCCGAGGCUGCCCUGAGGUGAGCGAGGAAGAGCUCGUGAGCGUGCCUGAUGCCAAGUUCACCAAGGGCGAGUUUCAGGUAGUGAUGAAGGUGGUGCAGCUGCUGCCUGACGGGCACCGCAUGAAGAAGGAGGUGGACGCAGCGCUGGACACAGUCAGCGAGACCAUGACGCCCAUGCACUACCACCUGCGGGAGAUCAUCAUCUGCACCUACCGCCAGGCGAAGGCUGCCAAAGACAAGCAGGAGGCGCAGAGGCUGCAGCUUCGGAGCCUGCAGUACCUGGAGCGCUACAUCUACCUGAUCCUCUUCAAUGCCUACCUCCACCUGGAGGAGGCGCACUCCUGGCAGAGGCCCUUCAGCACCUGGAUGUGGGAGGUGGCAUCCAAGGCCGGUGUCUAUGAGACCCUCAACCAACUGGGCUUCCCCGAGCUGGAGAGCACAGAGGACCAGCCCUUCUCCAGGCUGCGACACCGGUGGCAGGAGCAGAGCCUCGGGCCUGGGUCCUUGGCCGGCAGGGACUUCCUGUAGGGGCUUCCUCCCGCGCCCCCAGGUCCUCGUAGCCAGGACUGGGCCCUGGGAACUGGCCUUACAGAAGCAACCCCCAGCUUCCUGGGCUGGGUGGAUUGGGCAGGGAGCAUUUUAGAAUGAGCUUCAUCCAGGACCAGCAGUCAGCACAGCCACUCAGAGGUGCAAGGACACUGCCAAGGGGCCUGGUGUGGCUCCUUGAGGCACCUGGUGUUCGGCCUCUGGCAAGCGCACACCCCAAACUGCCAAGCAGCUGACCGCCAUCUCUGUCCUCUUCUCCCUCUCUCUGAGGUUCUGAAGGCCCUGCCAGUGUCGAUUUCCUUCCCUCGCUUCCUCUGGCUACCCCGGUUCCCUUCCCCUUUUGCUUCUUGAGCACUGCCCAGGGGGACCCUGGCUACCUGAGAGGGUGGGGGAUCUAUUACCUUAAAGGCAGCUUUGCCCACUGCCUCUCAGCCCUGUCUUCAGCUAGGGAGACUGCAAGGACAACUUCCAUGGCCAGGGGCUGGCCUUGGCCUCCCCUUCUGGUGCCCUGACCCCUUCCCCUGGCUGGUGAGGUCUCUGGGGAGCUAGAAACAUCAGGGGGCCCUUUGGGGGAUUUAGAAAGGCCUUUUGGAAGCUGACACAGCCUAAGGAGGGUGAGCUCGAAUUGCCCUGGAGCCUGGGCCAAGGUACCAGGCAGCCCAUCUUCCCUCCUCAGUUCCCCCACCCCCAUAGCAGGCCCCAAAACAUGGCUGAGUCAAGGUUGGUAGUUGGGGUGGUGUUUGUGAGUGGGAGGAUGUGAGAGAUUGGGCAAGGGUGUUGUAGGGGGCCCCUGGGUUCCAGGUCAGCCCUGCGGAGGAUCCGAGGAGGUUCAGCUGUCUCCCUGGGGGGGGGGCAUAAAGGUCAGCUCCACUGAGUUGUGGGUCCUGCCAUCAUCUCUGGC